GUUGGACGUGCAUCUAACAAGGCCUGCUAGAACACAAUGAACGGGGUCAUUUUUGUUUUCGCUGCUUUGCUUGCGGUUGUCUUCUGUGACAACCAUUUGUUCCGGAACGCUGAUGUAGAUGGAGACGAUCACCUAACAGAGACGGAGUUCGAUGCCAUCUUUGAUCAUUGGGAUACUACCGGUGAUCAGAAGGUAGACCAGUAUGAAUUCACCACGGGCUGGGAUCGUGAUGACUGGGAUGAUAACACGGAUGGUGACAAAGACCCCAGAAUAGUCUUCCAUCUGUUCGAUGUGAAUGAUGACGGUUUUAUUCAGGACGUGCCUGACCUCAGACAUCUCUUCAACACCUUCGACAACAAUGGAGAUCAGCAAAUAAGUAAAACUGAGUUCCGACAAUCUUGGGAUGGCCUGUUUGAUGACUGAAACCGUUUGUAGGCCUACACUGUACAAAGACAGCCAAGCCACUACCUUGAUCACCAUGACAGCACAGUGAUUUCAUGUCCUGCAUUGAUUGUAUAUGAAUUAAAGAUCCAGUAGAAAUACU
Liolophura sinensis is the source of this 544-nucleotide messenger RNA. Its product is annotated as insoluble matrix shell protein 5-like. Lineage: Eukaryota; Metazoa; Mollusca; Polyplacophora; Chitonida; Chitonidae. The transcript is spliced from 4 exons. The record is from RefSeq and is a predicted model, not a curated record. Gene Ontology annotation, molecular function: calcium ion binding. Bases 37 to 423 code for a protein of 128 amino acids.